Messenger RNA from Tarenaya hassleriana, 1337 nucleotides. Its product is annotated as F-box protein SKIP24. NCBI's taxonomy places the organism in Eukaryota, Viridiplantae, Streptophyta, Magnoliopsida, Brassicales, Cleomaceae. Gene Ontology annotation, molecular function: protein binding. The record is from RefSeq and is a predicted model, not a curated record. Bases 30 to 776 code for a protein of 248 amino acids. The transcript is spliced from 5 exons.
UAUAUUGAACCAAACAACCAAACGAGAGAAUGUCUGCAAGUGAGAUACCGGACGAGCUAUGGAGGAAGAUUCUUGAUAUAGGCGUGAAGACAUCGAUCUUCUCCUACAAAGAUCUCUGUUGCAUCUCCAUAUCCUGUCGCCGUCUCUGCCGAUUGUCCACGGAAGAUACUUUAUGGCUUCAUCUCCUGUCCUCUGAUUUCUCCGAACUCAACGAUGCUUCUUCUUCUUCCUCUUCGUCUUCCCCGGCCAAGUGGCUCUACAGGACCAGAUUUGAGAGGGAGAAGGAAAGGAAAGUAGCUGCAUAUAGGAGGGCUCUACUGAGGAAAGAGAGUGAAAUUGCAGAAUUGUACCGGAGGAUCCGGGAAACAGAGACUCAAUUAUCCGAGGAGGUGCAAAGGUUACACGCAGCUACGGCCGAGUUUUCGAAUUUGGAGAAGAUCAGGCAAGCAUCAUUAGCUUUGAAUGUCUGGCAGCCAGAGAUAGUGCGUAGCAGACAGAGGCAGAUAGUUGAGCAAAACCCUGUUCCUGUUAAGGGCCGACUCGAUGCACUAGAGAUGGAAAUGAAGCUAUGCAAAAAUCAAAUCAUUGGUUUAAACAAAUCACUUAAAAAGGUUAAACGUCGACUUGACACUGCGAAAGAGGAGCUAGAGUCAAUGAAGUACCAUCCUUUACGAGAUUACAAAUCGACGCCUAGUGGAGACCAAGAAAGAAUGGUGAAGAGGAAGAAGCUAAAAACGUGCAUUGAUUUUCCAGAGAAACCUAGGAAGACAUUGUAGGAUAGACAAGCUUUCGUCUGUCAUAACAUCAAAGAUCAACUUUGCCGAAAGAGGUCCUGAAAACUCGAGUAUACCUCAAAACCACGAGACGGGCUACGAUCAGAAUUAUCAUCGCCUGUGCCCACAAAAAGACGGGAUAUGAUCAAACACGAGAGAACAAUCUCGGUAUCCAUCCGCUUUUGUACCGUUACCGCUUGUAUGUUAAAUAGAGUUUCAGUUUGAUCGAUCUGCAGCUUCUUCGACCGGGUUACAAGAAGGUUCAAACCCUUUUUCCGAAGAAGAAAAUGCGACUAUACAGGUUCAGUUCGGAUGCAGAAAUUGUUCCGCCUUUAGGAACAGAGUACGAGUUUGCAAGGUUUGGUGUCUGGUUAUAUUUGUAUGGUUAAGUUAGAGGAAGAUUUGUAUAUUAACAUAAUAACAGACGUCUAGUUUCUAAAACCGGUUAGAGAAUUGAACCGGUUCCAUGUUCGGUUCAUCCAAUUUCGGUUUAGGGCUGGUAAAAAACUUGGUCUUUCACUCUUAUAACCCUUAAUUUGGCUUCUUAAGUUUUGAAACUCCCAA